UUAUUGUCGCAAAGUGAAUUAUUUCAGUACUCAUUGGUCGAACUGAAUCGCACGUUCUUCAGUUUUAAGCAAUUCAUUAACUCUCUCAGAAAAGGUCGCUUUAGUUGUUGUUGCCGUUUAAAGUUUAAAAGGUCACCUUUAAAGGGUGCGCAAUGCUGGACUGAAUGGUCGCCUUGUACGGUCACAUGUCACAGUAAGGGAAUGGCCGAGGGAUAUGCGAAGCGAUGGCGAGUGUGGAAUUGUGAACAGGAACUGAUUCGGUAUGUGAGUCCAGGAAACGACACAAGUGCCGAGGAAAGGAUUGCAGCUUUUCGAUCAUGUGAACACGAAAUUCCGUAUUGUAUUAGUGAUGAGGAUGGUGAUAUGACAACGGUGCAUAAUGCAUUUUUCCUGAUCAACAUCGGACUGUGCAUUGCAUUCAUACUCAUCCCAAAUAUGCUACUCUCGAUGGCGUUCACUCAAGGAUGGCCGUGUCGAUGCAGGGAAGGUGACAAUACAAGCGAGUGCUCUGUUCACUACACUCGUACACAUCCACCGAUUGAUGUCGAUCUGUGA
Messenger RNA from Anisakis simplex (herring worm), 555 nucleotides. The record is from the annotation of a GenBank genome assembly. Lineage: Eukaryota; Metazoa; Nematoda; Chromadorea; Rhabditida; Anisakidae.